AACACUAUCCGUGAAGAACUGUUGCCUUAAAGGAAUGGUUCAAGAACAUUCAAACAAUUUUCAAACAAACAAAAGUAUUUAAAUAACAUUUAUUUUAAAACAACACCUGAGUGCGACAAAUGUAACUUUCAUCAACACUCACACAAUAGAGGAAAUACCACUUAGUUAAAGCCCAGUACACUUCCUGAACUACAAAAAUAUAAACGCAACAUGUAAAGUGUUGGUUUCAUGAGCAGAAAAAAAAAUCCCAGAAAUGUUCCAUAUGCACAAAAAGCUUAUUUCUUUCAAAUUUUGUGUACAAAUUUGUUUACAUCCCUGUUAGUGAGCAUUUCUCCUUUGCCAAGAUAAUCCAUCCAACAGACGGGUGUGGCGUAUCAAGAAGCUGAUUAAACAACAUGAUCAUUACACAGGUGUACUCUAAAAGGUACAGUUUUAUCAAACAACAUAAUGCCACAUAUGUCUCAAGUUUUGAGGGAGCGUGCAAUUGCCAUGCUGACUGCAGGAAUGUCCACCAGAGCUUUUGCCAGAGAAUUGAAUGUUCAUUUCUUUACCAUGAGCUGCCUCAAGUCUUUUUACAGAAUUUGGCAGUGUGUCCAACCAGCCUCACAACCACGGACCACAUGUAUGGCGUUGUGUGGACGAGCAGUUUGCUGUUGUGAAUAGAGUGCCCUGUUGUGGCGGUGGGGUUAUGGUAUAAACUACGAACACAAUUGUAUUUUAUCAAUGGCAAUUUGAAUGCACAGAGAUACGAGUUCCCAAGGCCCCUUGCCGUGCCAUUCUUCCGUUGCUAUCACCUGCAUGAUAAUGCACGGCCCCAUGCCGCAAGGAUCUGUACACAAUUCCCGGAAGCUGAACAUUUCCCAGUUCUUCCAGGGCCUGCAUAUUAACCAGACAUGUCACUCAUUGAGCAUGUUACGACAGCGUGUUGCAGUUCCCGCCAAUAUCCAACAACUUUGCACAGCCAUUGAAGAGUGGGACAACAUUCCACAGGUCACAAUCAACAGCCUGCAACGGUAGAGGGAGAGGGGAAGGUCGAGUCAUGCGUCCUCCGAAACAUGACCCGCCAAACCGCGUCUCUUAACACCCUCCAGCUUUACCCAGAAGCACCAAUGUGUCGGAGGAAACACCGUUCAACUGACAACCGGUGUCAGCUUGUAGGCACCCAGCCCGCCAUAAGAAGUCUCUAGAGCGCGAUGAGCCACGUAAAGUCCCCCAGCCAAACCCUCUCAUAACCCGGACGAUACUGGGCCAAUUGUGCGCCGCCCUAUGGGACUCCCGGUCACGGACGGCAAUGACACAGCCUGGGAUCGAACCCCAGGUUGUAAUGACGCAGCAACACUGCGAUUCAGUGCCUUAGACCUCUGCGCUAUUUGGGAGUCCAGGGCUGACUAUUUUUAUUGGUACCAUGUGUCUGAGCUUUUACCAUUUUUUUAAAUUAUGUCUGAGCUUUUCUUAUUCGCCUUCUCAUUAGAAAAUUGCAUUGUUUCACUCCUCCACCCAAUCCCAAGUGAUAUGUCUGUGUUAGGUGCACUUGAACAGCUGUGGUCAACACCCAUAUCCACCCUCUGAGCAUGUCCCCGAGGCAGCAUAGGCUCAGGCAGCUCAGACCACUGUGUUCUAUUCACAAUUUACAGCUCAUUCUUUGCAGUCAAUACUUUUCACAUUCUUCUACAGCAGAAUAAGAGACUCACCAACACUUCAAGUACCUUUUUGUUCUAGAUUACUCUACCAUCAUGUCUAGUGGGGGGCUGAAGGACAGAAAUUCUGAAACGCUGGAGGAUGUCAACGCAGUCACAAAAGAGCUCAAGUAUCUUUACUAUAAGAGGCUGCUUCCCAUAGAGAAGCAAUAUGGCUUCCAACACUUUCACUCUCCCAGCUUUGAGGAAGCCGAUUUUGACAACAAACCGAUGGUGCUGGUGAUGGGUCAAUACUCGACAGGGAAGACUACUUUUAUCAGAUAUCUCCUUGAGCAAGACUUUCCAGGUAGCCGUGUUGGUCCAGAGCCCACGACAGACAGCUUCACUGCCAUCAUGCAUGGGGAGGUAGAACAACUGAUCCCAGGCAAUGCUCUGUCAGUAGACCACAAAAAGCCCUUUCGCCACCUCAACUCUUUUGGAAAUACCUUCCUGAACAGAUUCCAGUGUGUCCUGCUGCCAAAUCAAGUCCUGGAGAGUAUCAGCAUUAUUGACACACCAGGCAUCUUAUCUUCGGCUAAGAGGAGAACGAGUCGAGGAUAUGAUUUCCCAGCAGUGCUGCGCUGGUUUGCAGAACGUGUGGACCACAUCAUCCUUCUGUUUGAUGCACAUAAACUGGAGUUCUCUGAUGAGCUCACACGUGCCUUUGGGGCUCUGUGUGGCUAUGAAGACAAGCUGCGUGUGGUACUGAAUAAAGCAGACAGGGUCGACUCUCAACAGUUGAUGCGAGUGUAUGGUGCUCUCAUGUGGUCACUGGGGAAGGUGUUUCAAACACCUGAAAUACUCCGGGUUUACAUCGUCUCCCUCUGGUCACAGCCACGUCUGUUGUCUGACCACUGUCAACUGCUGGAGCUUGAGGAACAGGAUCUUUUGGCGGAUAUCCGGAACCUGCCUCGAAAUGCUGCCGUACGGAAACUUAAUGACCUAGUUAAGAGGGCACGCCUAGUUAGGGCCCAUGCACAUAUCAUUAACCAUCUCAAGCAGGAGAUGCCCACAGUUUUCUGCAAGGAGAGCAAGAAGCAGAACCUGAUCUAUAAGCUUCCUCUCAUCUUCUCCAAGAUUCAACAGCAACAGCGAGUACCAGCUGGUGACUUCCCUGACUGUGCCAAGAUGCAGGAACGGCUAAUGGGUCAAGAUUUCACAAAGUUCAAGACACUCAAGCCCAGCCUAAUGGCUUCCUUGGACAAGUUACUGUCCAAUGACAUUGCAAAGCUGAUGCCUUUACUACAUCAACAGGAUCUGAAGAAGGCUUCCCUGCCAGGGAUUCCGGAUGGAACAUUCUUAGAACCUUCUUGGUCUCUCUUUGAGCAAAUUACAAAGAGUGGAGUAAGCAGGGAAAUGCAGAAUGAUGAGUGGGUGGUGACAAAAGAUAAACACAAAUAUGAUGAGAUAUUCUACAAUCUCUGUCCAAAUGAGGGCAAACUGAGCGGUACUAAGGCCAAGGAGUGGAUGGUCAGCACCCACCUGCCAAACUCAGUACUUGGCCAUAUCUGGAGGCUUUCUGAUGUGGACUGUGAUGGCAUGCUGGAUGAUGAGGAGUUUGCCCUAGCCAUCCACCUCAUUGAGGCCAAGCUGGAGGGCAAUAGGCUCCCAGGAGAGCUGCCUGCCCACCUGGUGCCACCUUCGAAACGUUUGCAUAAAGGAUUAGCUGUUUAGCUUAGUCUGGCAGGUUGAACCUAUGAUGGGCUGGGCAAAGCAAAACUAGAGAACAUCAUAAUGCAGUCAAAAACACCAACACUUUUGAAUGAAGAGAAAUAAUUCAACAAAACAAUUGUUCAGAGAAAAAAUGACUGUCCAGGAUAGAUUUCCAACAACUUGGUCAUGUCAGGCCACCCACUGAUUUUUUUUCCCUGGGAAACUACAAUCCUGGCAAGAUUUUUCUUCCAAAUUAUGUAAUACCUACAAACACUGCAUUUAUAUUGUGGAUCCUGACACUGGUUCACUCCAAUAGAUCGCUGGAUUGUGAAUUGGACUCAUUCUGUCAUUUCUUGAUUUAAUUAUAUGUAUAUUUGUAUUGUAUUUUAAGAAAUACAAAUCACUACCAGUGAAUUGACACUGACAACAAUUUCACAGAAAUGCAAGUAUCUCAAAUAAAAUAAUCAGAAAAGGGUCAGGGGUUACAAUUGUAUCAAACUAUGAUAAAGUUGUAAGAAUACAUUGUUUUGUCAUUGACUAAUUCUAGAGAUUGUAUGGGGACAGAUUUCAAAUAUUUGUUUUUGUGUAUGUAAAAUUGACAAGAGAAUUAAGAAAUGAACAACUAAUUCAGUAGUUUGUUUUCAUUUGAAUAAUAUAUUACAUCUUUCAUUGUAAAUACAUGGAUAUUAUUAAUGAGAUAACACAUGUAAUUACUUAACUCGUGCCAAAAUAACUUCACAGAGUCGCACUCAUAAAACGUGUAGUUUCCCCUUUUUUUUUUAAUCACAAAACAUGCUAUUAAAAGUUAUUACAAUGGUAUAGUUUGUGCAAUAUUUUAAAGUUAAUUUGUUUUACUUCAUUUGAAAUACAACAUUUGUGAGGGAGCAACCAAGCUUUUUUCCAUUCAAUUUCAGUAAUGUCUACAUUCCAGAAGAAUUUCCCCCAGAGAGAGAGAGCUUGUUCUUGGAAUGUAAACGUUCCCUUAAUACAUUUCUUAUCCAGCUGGGGGCAACCAUACAACAAAUUGUGCCUCUAUCUUGACAUGUUCUACAAAACACAUUAGAUUUAAUGAAUUGAGUAAAUCCUGAAGGUAUUGCUUUUCAUUUAGAAUUAAAUUAUUUAAUGUAAUGAAGUUGUUUCUAAGAACAUUCUAUAAGAGAGUAUAUUCCCUUUAUCAAAUAAAUCAAGCAAAAAUAUAAUGGUUAUUUCAAAUCACUUAGGGAAGAAUAACUAUUUGUUUUUAACAAUAUCUUUGUUGAAGUGUUUUGUUGCGGGAGAAGAUGUGGCAGUUUCCAGGCUAAAAGGGCUUCGUUCUCUAAAGUCUAGUGGUCACGUGAACGCAACGAUGACGUAGUUGGAAGGUCGAAUUUCCCAACCAAACCAUUUGAUGCAAGCUUUUAGGGGUAGACAAAAUGUACUGUUUUAUAUUUUUACUUAUGUGAAUAAAU
This is a messenger RNA of Oncorhynchus keta (chum salmon), 4777 nucleotides long. RefSeq names its product EH-domain containing 2a (gene ehd2a). The transcript has 6 exons. Gene Ontology annotation, biological process: endocytosis; endosomal transport. Gene Ontology annotation, molecular function: GTP binding; protein binding; calcium ion binding. Gene Ontology annotation, cellular component: cytoplasm; plasma membrane. The record is from RefSeq and is a predicted model, not a curated record. NCBI's taxonomy places the organism in Eukaryota, Metazoa, Chordata, Actinopteri, Salmoniformes, Salmonidae. The coding region runs from base 1734 to 3350 and encodes 538 amino acids.